This is a messenger RNA of Calidris pugnax (ruff), 675 nucleotides long. Its product is annotated as holotricin-3-like. NCBI's taxonomy places the organism in Eukaryota, Metazoa, Chordata, Aves, Charadriiformes, Scolopacidae. The coding region runs from base 1 to 546 and encodes 181 amino acids. The transcript has 4 exons. The record is from RefSeq and is a predicted model, not a curated record.
AUGAUGGUGGUGAUGGUGGUUGUGGUCGUGGUGAUGAUGGUGGUGGCCACGGUGAUGAAGGUCGUGGUGGUGACCGUGGUGGUCGUGGUGAUGAAGAUGGUGGCCAUGGCGAUGGUGGUGGCCAUGGGGGUGGUCAUGGGUCCUCAUGGUGGUCAUGGUGAUGAAGACAGUGGUCAUGGUGAUGAAGAUGGUGGCCAUGGCGAUGGUGGUGGCCACGGUGAUGAAGGUCGUGGUGGUGACCGUGGUGGUCGUGGUGAUGAAGAUGGUGGCCAUGGCGAUGGUGGUGGCCAUGGUGGUGGUCAUGGUGAUGAAGACGGUGCCCAUGGUGAUGAAGAUGGUGGCCAUGGCGAUGGUGGUGGCCACGGUGAUGAUGCUCAUGGUGGUGACGAUGGUCAUGAUGACGAUGGUGGUCAUGGUGAUGAAGACAGUGGUCAUGGUGAUGAAGAUGGUGGUCAUGGUGAGGAUGGUGUCAUGACGAAGGUCAUAGUGGUGGUCAUGGUGGUCAUGGUGAUGAAGAUGGUGGUCAUGGCGAUGAUGGUGUCAUGAUGAAGGUCAUGGUGGUGACCGUGGUGAUCAUGGUGAUGAAGACGGUGGUCAUGGUGAUGAUGGUGUCAUGAUGAAGGUCAUGGUGGUGACCAUGGUGGCCAUGGCGAUGAUGGUGACGGUGGUGGUGGC